Messenger RNA from Neoarius graeffei (lesser salmon catfish), 1577 nucleotides. RefSeq names its product transmembrane protein 14Cb (gene tmem14cb). Gene Ontology annotation, biological process: regulation of heme biosynthetic process. Bases 176 to 508 code for a protein of 110 amino acids. The transcript has 4 exons. NCBI's taxonomy places the organism in Eukaryota, Metazoa, Chordata, Actinopteri, Siluriformes, Ariidae. Gene Ontology annotation, cellular component: mitochondrial membrane. The record is from RefSeq and is a predicted model, not a curated record.
AUGGCGGACAGCGCGGCUCUUGCUGAAGAGCAGCUCAUCCGGGGACUUUUAGCGGUUACCUCAGGAGUUUGCAGGGUUUAAGGUGGAAUGCGGUGGUGUUAGCCUGAUGUAUUGUGCGAUUUCGAGCUUAAAGACUGUUUAAUUUGUUUUAUAAUUCAGGUUUUUGCACUGAGGCAUGGCUGUAGAUUGGCUCGGAUAUGUUUUCGCUGCACUCACAGCAGUAGGAGGCGUCUUUGGGUUUAUAAAAGCAGGCAGUAUCUCCUCAUUGGUAGGUGGACUCAUCUUUGGGCUUUUGUCAGCACUCGGCUCGUUCCAGGUGUCUCAGAAUCCGAAAAACUUCUGGCUUUCAUUUGGGACGCACGGAACGCUGGCAGCUGUGAUGGGAGUGAGAUUCCUGAGCUCAUGGAAACUCAUGCCAGCUGGGCUGAUGACAGCAGCAAGUUUAUUCAUGGUUUUGAGAUUAGGACUGGGAUUCCUGUGGCCACGCAAGAAAAACAACAUGGACUGAUGAAAUACGUUUUUUUUUUCUAUCGAGAACGUGUUUGUUUGCAAGGACUGAGAAAUGUGAUGAUAAAUUAUGCCAUUUUAUGAACAUUGUGGGGUUUUUUUUAAAGGGCUGAUGACACGAACAUGACUCUAUGCAAUUUCUUAAAUAAACUAUACAACAUGUUAGAUUUCUGUUAUAAUGACGUGAAAAGAAGCUGUUACGCGAAUAUCCAACUUUUAAUUGCACAGCGCAAGAAAACUGGGUCCGUGGCUCGCGGCCAUGCUGUGAUGUCAGCGGGAGAACACGCUGCGGUUCACUGGCUGUUCUACUCUGGUUCUACUCAAUGGAAAUGGCGCAUGAAAACGCCGGUGAACUCUCUAGUGCUAGCUCUUCCUCUUCUGGGAGUCUAGAAUUGUGUUGAUCUCUUCCGAAUAGAAUCUAUGAUAGCCUGCCCUCUUUACCCUUUGCCUCUCGUUGCUAGGCGGCAGUUACAUGAAAGCCGCAAGCUUUCACAAGCAAAUACAUGACUGAUAUCACGCCGACUUUAUGAUUACAUUUAUGAUUAUCAUGUAGAAUCUAUAGCUCUACGUACCUUUAUCUUAUGUCGUUUCACAACACAUGUUCUGACAGGAGGACUGUCUUUGGAUCCGGCAUAGCUACUAGUAGACCCCCUCCGGAAUACUGGCAGUGUUGCCAGAUUGGGAGGAAUCCCGCCCGGUUGGGCGGUUUCAAGUGCAUUUUGGUGGGUUUUGAACAUAUUUUGGGCUGGAAAACUUCAGCAGUAUCUGCAGCCCCGUCAAAUUUGCCCAAAUAGCCGCGUUUAUCAUCAUAACUUGUAAAAUAGGCGCCUUCGUGAAUUAAUAUAUGGAUCAUCGGGAAUUACUUUUUAUGUUAUAAAACAUCGCCAAAGAUGUCAAAAACGUGUCAUCAGCCCUUUAAAUGAUUUUUAAAACUAAUUACAAACUGAUUUGAUGCAGCUGAAUUUAUAAUAAUUUUGUAUUAAACCUAUCCUUUUUUUCUCUUUAUUCCUUUAUCAGUGAUUUUUCCACUGUUCAUUCCUGUAUUAUUUUACACGUUAAAUAAAAAUAGC